Messenger RNA from Labrus mixtus (cuckoo wrasse), 2274 nucleotides. It is a transcript of the gene ephx5, whose product is annotated as epoxide hydrolase 5. The record is from RefSeq and is a predicted model, not a curated record. Bases 189 to 1595 code for a protein of 468 amino acids. Gene Ontology annotation, biological process: arachidonate metabolic process; epoxide metabolic process. Gene Ontology annotation, molecular function: epoxide hydrolase activity. The transcript has 10 exons. Lineage: Eukaryota; Metazoa; Chordata; Actinopteri; Labriformes; Labridae.
UUGUUUUUUUUGCCUUACCAGCUUGUUUUACCUGCAAAGUGUGCUCGUUUUGUACACCAGUGAAUCCCGUAUCCGUACCUUCCCCACUCCGUUCAAAAGAAAAAAAAGAAAUCCAAACAUUAUCUCCAGGCACCUUUUAAAGGAGGCAAACAAGUGCAGGUUUAAAGACUUCACCUUUGGACCUCACUAUGCAAAGACUUCAGGUGUUAAAAGACGCUUUAUUUGGCUUGGAUCUGAUCCAAAGGCAGGCGCUGGUGGGUUCAGCGGUUGCAGCGGGGGGACUUCUGGCCUACAUAGUCCACAAAAGAAGACAAGUGAAAACGAUUCCUCUCGGCGAAGGAUGGUGGGGAGCCGGAGAGAAACCACUGACAGAGGAUGAUAAAAUCUAUCCAUUUAAAGUGGAAACCUCAGAAGAAGAAAUCAAGGACCUUCAUGAGCGCAUUGACCGAACACGCUACUCGGAUCCUUUAGAGGACAGCUGCUUCCACUACGGCUUCAACUCCACUCACCUGAAGAAAGUGGUUUCUUACUGGAGACGCGAGUUUGACUGGAACAAGCAGGUGGCGGUGCUGAACAAGUAUCCACACUUCAAAACUAAAAUAGAAGGAGUGGACGUGCACUUUAUUCAUGUUCGGCCGCCACACCGCGAGAAUCAGACGGUGCUGCCUCUGAUGCUCGUCCACGGCUGGCCCGGCUCCUUUUACGAGUUCUACAGGAUUCUGCCUCUUCUCACAGAGAGGCGGGACGGCGUCGUGUUUGAGGUCAUAUGUCCGUCCAUCCCUGGCUAUGGUUUCUCAGAAGCUCCUCAUAAACAAGGAUUUAACAGCCUCGCCGCCGCCCGAGUUUUCCUGACACUGAUGGAGCGUUUAGGAUUCCCCCAGUUCUACCUGCAGGGAGGAGACUGGGGCUCCCUCAUCACCACCAACAUGGCACAGAUGAAGCCCGAGUGUGUGAAAGGACUCCACCUAAACAUGAUGAUGUCGAAUAGAGGCUUCAAAGUGCUGUUGUCCCUCAUGAUUGGCCCGUAUCUACCCUUCCUGGUGGGCUUGAGUCGUGAAGACGUGCGCCGGCUGUUCCCUUUCUUUGAGAAGAGCGUGUAUGAAAUGCUGAGGGAAAGCGGCUACUUUCACAUCCAGGCUACAAAACCAGACACGGCAGGCUGUGGGGCGAACGAUUCUCCUGUGGGUUUGGCGGCGUACAUCCUGGAGAAGUUCUCCACCUGGACUGACAUGAGGAACAGAGACCUGCAGGACGGUGGGCUGGAGAGGAAAUUCAGCCUGGACGACCUCUUGACAAACGUCAUGAUCUACUGGACCACGGGCUCCAUCGUGUCCUCCAUGCGCUUCUACAAAGAGAACUUCAAGAGCAACAUGAACAAAAGAGUGGAUGCAACGACGGGGAUUUUUGUCCCCACUGGACUCGCUGCCUUCCCUGCGGAGCUGAUGCACUGCCCUAAAUCGUGGGCGGAGAUACGAUAUAGAAACAUCUACUCGUACACCUUCAUGCCUCGAGGAGGUCACUUCGCUGCCUUUGAGGAGCCGCGGCUGCUGGCCGACGACAUCGUCCAGUUUGUCAGGAAAGUGGAAGAGUUCUGAAGUUAAUGCUGAGCUGAUAGAACCAGUUUAAUGAUGGUUCAUCUGUCCUUUACUGUUCUGAUCACUCCUAAUGGGACACAGCUGCACAAUCCACACGUCUGUAAUUGUUUCAACACUACAAUACAUCGGCUGCAUCCGAAACUGCACGACUAAAAAAACUGCACUACUAAAGUCUUUUUGUACGUUUUUAAUAAAUGCAAACAAAUCCAGAUGACACCGGUGUUAUGAAGAGAAAUGCAUGCACCUCGCAGGACAAUGCAACAUAUGACAGACAUCUUUUUUCCCUUUUUUUAAAAGUUAUUUUUUGCCUUUGUUGGAUAGCUGAAGUGAGACAGGAGAUGUUGGGGGAUGACAUGCAGCAAAGAGCCGAGGUCAGAUUAGAUAGCACGGCCGCUAGGAUGUGGACUUUAGCCUCUGCUAGGCUAUCAGCGCCUCGGCAGACACAAUUUUUACACGGCUGUAUUUUGCAUCCUCCCUUAAAUUUCCUCUGAAGGCACUUCAGAGUCAAACACUGAUUGCAUGUCAUCUUUAGUUAGUCUGCAGAGCAUUGAGUUCAUCACAGAUCUGCCCCCAGAAAUAAGAUUUAGACCGUUUUUAAACACUCCCACGAGGUGCAUGCAUCUCUUGGCAGGGAUGCAUUUCUCAACAUAACACCAGCCUUUGAAUGUGAACAAAGUUU